CCGUCGAAGCGAUGACCACCACUCAGAUUUCGGAGAUUGAGCAAGAACAGCUUAUCGAGAAGCUUGAGAUCUUCAAGAUCCAUGGCAGAGACAAACGUGGCCGUAAGAUCCUUCGGAUCAUCGGCAAAUUCUUUCCAGCUCGAUUUCUGUCACUGGAUGUGUUAAACAAGUAUCUAGAGGAGAAGAUCUUUCCUCGACUAGGGAGAAAACCGUUCGCCGUGCUCUACGUUCACACCGGCGUGCAGAGGAGCGAGAAUUUCCCGGGAAUCUCAGCUCUACGAGCAAUCUACGACGCGAUUCCCGUUAACGUCAGAGACAAUCUCCAGGAGGUUUACUUCCUCCACCCAGGUCUCCAGUCACGUCUCUUCCUCGCCACUUGCGGCCGAUUCCUCUUCUCCGGAGGGUUGUACGGGAAGCUAAGGUACAUAAGCAGAGUUGACUACUUGUGGGAACACGUGAGGAGGAACGAGAUAGAGAUGCCGGAGUUUGUGUACGACCACGACGACGAUCUAGAGUACCGUCCGAUGAUGGAUUACGGUCAAGAGAGCGAUCACGCUAGGGUUUACGCCGGAGCAGCCGCCGUAGAUUCAUCAGUCUCCAGUUUCUCCAUGAGGUGUAUCUCUUAGCGUAUUAAAAAAAAAAUACACCCACCAGAUCUCCGAUCGUAUCUUAUAAAAACCAUAUAAUAUACGAUUAAAAUAUCAAAAAGUCACGAUAGAUGUGCUUCUCGCAGCCAGUGAGCGUUUUUUACGGAAAAAAAAAGAAAGCUGUUGGCGUUUGGAUAAGGAAAGGUUGAGAAUCUUUAGAUUUUUUUUCUUAGACCUGUUCUUUUCUGUUUUUAAUGUUUCUCUGUGGAAAUUUGUAGAUCUUUUCUUUAGUGGUAGUAGUGGGUGUGAGUUUGAUGUCGAAAAUCUUGUGUAUAUGUUAAUAUAAAAAAUAUUAGUGUAA
Messenger RNA from Raphanus sativus (radish), 948 nucleotides. RefSeq lists its product as uncharacterized. The record is from RefSeq and is a predicted model, not a curated record. The transcript is spliced from 3 exons. NCBI's taxonomy places the organism in Eukaryota, Viridiplantae, Streptophyta, Magnoliopsida, Brassicales, Brassicaceae. Bases 12 to 626 code for a protein of 204 amino acids.